AUGGGGAUGGUUCCUUAUGAGGCGUUGUAUGGGAGGCCAUGUCGCACACCUUUAUGCUGGACUCUGGUUUGGAAGAGGAGCACACUAGAUGCAAGUUUUGUUCAGAAGACCACGAAAAAGAUCCGGGUGCUCAAGCUGAACAUGAGGGAGGCUCAGGAUCGACAGAGGAGUUAUGAUGAUCCAAGGAGAAAGGACAUUGAUAUUAUGGAGAGGGUGGGACCGGUUGCAUAUAGGUUUGAGUUGCCUGAAGUUAUGCAUGCAUUCCAUAAGGUCUUCCAUGUGUCGAUGUUAAGGAAGUGUCUUCACAAGGAUGACGAGGUGUUGCCUAAGAUUCUUGUAGAUCUUCAGCUCAACAUGACUCUUGAGAUGAGACCAGUGAGGGUUCUGAAGAGAGGAGACUUGGGAAUCCGAGGUGAGGAUGAAGGCAAGGUUCCAGAAAUGGUUCGAGAAGCAGGUCGAGGCCCGAGCUUGUCUAACCUUGGUCCCAAUGUCGUUAUGGUUAGAAGACCGUGGCUGGAGUGGACGGAGUAUUCCAGCCCAUCUUUGUUGAUACUUUGUCGCUUAGGGGUGGUUGGUUUUGCGAUUGAAGUACCAAGAUGA
Messenger RNA from Camelina sativa (false flax), 600 nucleotides. RefSeq lists its product as uncharacterized. NCBI's taxonomy places the organism in Eukaryota, Viridiplantae, Streptophyta, Magnoliopsida, Brassicales, Brassicaceae. The record is from RefSeq and is a predicted model, not a curated record.